CUAUUUACAAUCCCCAUCAACCACCAGAUCGGAAUCUACACCCCCAGCGUGAGGAUACCCCCAAAUUUAGCGCACCCACGAUAUCUUGGCCGAGAGAAAAGGUCCCCUGUUUCGGCCCAAUUUUCCAGGGAUGAAUCGGUCUGGGCAAGGGCCACUAUGACGACAUGAUCGACAGAGGGGUAGGGUGGUUCAACCGUAACGGCCCGCGAAUUGAACUCUGCCCCUCGUUUGUUGGUUUCAAUUGAAUUGGUUUUGAUUCCGCUUCCAAAAUGCGAGAGGGGAAGACCGCGUGCUGCUAUUCCAAGAGGGGGGCCAAGGAUCGGGUGGAAAGGGGUCCAACUGAGCGGAAUACCUAGAUUCUGGGAAAUAAAAAGAACACGUGCUUUCCCCCUCGGGAGGUUUUUCGCCUCUUCUUCUUCAUCUUUCUCGAAAGUCAAAUUGGAAAGUAGAGGGAGAUAAGCUUCUUCCAGCCAGCCAAGUGUACCUGCCACCUACGUCUUUUAACUUGUUGCCCGUCCUGUGGAUUAUUUGACUCUCUGUCUGAUAAGCUCCCGGCCGAAUCUUUCCCGAACAAACAACAACCCCAAUCACUCUCAGACGAACCCUCUCUGACCACUCUGAAUAACCUCACUUUUUUCCCCCGCUCCAACCACUACCACCCAAACAACCGUCAAAAUGUCUUCCCAAAAGAUAACAACCAUCCUCCUCGACUGCGACAACACCCUAGUCCUAUCUGAAGACCUAGCCUUCGAAGGCUGCGCCGACCUAAUCAACGAAAUCGCCACCACCAAAUCCGUCCCCCUCCCCCAGCCCUUCACCGGCCCCUCCCUCAUCACAGAAUUCGUCGGCCAAAACUUCCGCGGCAUGAUGGUCUCCCUCCAGAAGCGCUACAACUUCUCCAUGACCGACGCCGAACUCGACGACUACGUCCGCCGCGAGGAAGACGUCGUCAUCGCCAAGCUAAAGGAGAAACUCGUCCCCUGCGUCGGGGUUGAUGCGGUGUUGGAGAAGCUCGCAAAGGAGGGGAAAUACAAGCUUGCUGUUGUUAGCUCGAGUGCCUUGAGGAGGGUAAAGGCGAGUGUGGAAAAGGUUGGGCAGGAUAAGUACUUUGGGGAGGAUGUUUAUAGUGCGGCGACGAGCCUGCCGGUGCCGACGAGCAAGCCUGAUCCGGCGAUUUAUCUGCAUGCGAUCAAGGUCAUGGGGAAGAGGGCGGAGGAGUGUAUUGCUGUUGAGGACAGCAAGUCGGGGACGUUGAGCGGGACGAGGGCGGGAAUUAAGGUGGUGGGGUAUGUUGGGCCUUAUCCGGAGGAGGAGAAGGAGCACAUGACACAGGUGUUGACUGAGGCGGGGGCGGUGGUGGUGAUGAGGGAUUGGAGUGAGUUUGAGGGGGUGUUGGAGAGGAUUCAGAAGGGCGAGCUUUAGAGUGGACGACAUGUGGGGUAGAGAGAUAGAGGGGCGGGUUAGAGGAUAGAUGAUGCAGGUCUAGAGAGAUACAGG
Messenger RNA from Podospora pseudocomata, 1497 nucleotides. RefSeq lists its product as uncharacterized. The record is from RefSeq and is a predicted model, not a curated record. NCBI's taxonomy places the organism in Eukaryota, Fungi, Ascomycota, Sordariomycetes, Sordariales, Podosporaceae. The transcript has 2 exons. Gene Ontology annotation, molecular function: hydrolase activity. The coding region runs from base 676 to 1422 and encodes 248 amino acids.